AUGGUGGCUCGCUCGCCGCGCAGCCUGACCGCCCGCUCGCUCUGCACACGGGCCAUACUGACGGUGCGUGACCUCCUCGCGUCCAAGCGGAGCAGUGCAGUCAAGUUUGUCGCUGCCGACGCGCCGGUCGUGGUGGCUGCGCAGCAGCUCACCAACAACCGCGAGACGGCUCUGAUCGUCAAGGAUCCGAGCACUCGGCGCGUGGUGGGGCUCCUGACGCAGGGCGACAUCGUGCGCUGCCUGGCCAGCCGGCUGACGGCCGAGAACAUGUCGCUUCAAACGCUGCCGUCCGAGGCUGCGGUCGGGUGGGACGACGAGCCGGCGGACCCCGCGCUGGGGAUGGUGAGCUGGGACGUGCCCGUCAGCUGCAUCAUGACCCCAACCGAGAAGAUUGUCUACCUCACGCCCGGGGACACGAUCGACGAGGCGCGCGACCUCCUCGCGACGUGCGGCAAGCGGCACAUCCCGGUGCUGGACGGCUCGAGCUUCCUCGGGGUCAUCUCUCCGAUGACGGUGCUGCGCUGCCUGAGUCCGGCCGGCGGCCGCUCCGCCAAGGACGCCUUUGUCACGACGGUGAUGCCUCGGCGCGGCGUCCCGCAGACGACGCAGAUCGAUCAGCCGGCCGAGGGGGAGGAGGCGCAGCAGCGGCUCGCAAUCACGCCCGCCGUCUGCAACCUGCCCCACCCGCACAAGGGCACCGCGGGCGAGGACGCGUACCUGCUCGGCCCGCAGCUGGUCGGCGUGGCGGACGGGGCGCUGAUGCACGCCUCGGCGGGCGAGUGCGCGGAGCGGGCGCGGAGCGGCGCCGAGCAGCGGCCGAGGAAGGCACGCGUGCUCGGCUCGGCUACCAUCUGCCUGGUGGCGCUGCACCCGAGCAAGCCGGAGCUCAUCGCGGCCAACAUCGGCGACUCUGGCUUCUUGCUGCUGCGGCCCGCCCACACGGCGAGCCCGCGCCUCGGCACGCUCGGCGUGGCCGCGCAGGGCGCCGCCCCUUCGUCUCCGGAGGCGGACGGCCAGGCGCGCUACUCGGACGCGGCUCUGGUGCGGGUUCCGAUCGAGGAGGGCGAUGUCGUCGUGCUCGCAACGGACGGCCUCUUCGACAACGUGGGCGAGGAGGAGGUGAUCGCAGUGGUCGAGGCGAGCGAGGGCGAGGGGGCGCAGCAGCUGGCGACGCGGCUCGCGCACCGCGCGCAGGAGCUCUCGCUCGACCGCGAGGUAGACUCCCCCUUCGCGGUCCUCGCAAAGGAGAACGACAUCCUCUGGGGCGGAGGCCGGCCCGACGACAUCACCGUCGUCGCCUUCCGCGUGGCGCAGCGCGGAGCCGCCGGCUCAACGGCGGUGCCUCUUGCCAGCGGCCCAGGCGCACUUCCCGAGUCGACGCGCCUCGGGCUGGAGUCGAGCGGAAGGGGAGACGCGGCCGCGAGAGAGGGCUGGGACAUCGGCUUCACGGAGCGCGCGGCGGAGGCGAACUGGGAUUAGAGAUCAAGCCAUUACUCAAGGCGAAUGCUGUGGACGGGGGGACUGAUUCCUUUGACUGUGAGAGCAGUGAGAGCGCAUGUAUGUGUCCAUGUGAGUACGCAUGGCAGGUGUGUUGGCUGUUGCAUUUAUGCAUACCGGAGAGGUGCAUGUG
Messenger RNA from Emiliania huxleyi CCMP1516, 1630 nucleotides. RefSeq lists its product as hypothetical. NCBI's taxonomy places the organism in Eukaryota, Haptophyta, Isochrysidales, Noelaerhabdaceae. The record is from RefSeq and is a predicted model, not a curated record. The transcript is spliced from 4 exons. The coding region runs from base 1 to 1479 and encodes 492 amino acids.